CCCUUUUCUCCUCAUUCUUCUUCGAAUAUCUCAUCUGAUCUAUCAGUGAUUUAUCGAAGAAGAAAACAUGGAAGCUUUUCUCCUUUACUCACUUAUCUUUACACUCCUUUACGUCUUCCUUUCCUUCAUUUACUUCAUCGCUAAGGCCAAUACCUCAAACCCAAACGUCCCGCCGGGGUCCAUCGGCUGGCCGGUGCUCGGAGAAAACAUCGACAUGGCGGUGUCGGGGCCGGAGAAAUACAUCUCCGACAGGAUGAGGAGGUACUCGUCCGAGGUUUUCAAGACGUCGAUACUGGGAGAGAAAAUGGCGGUGUUUUGCGGCGCCGCCGGGAACAAGUUCUUGUUCUCCAACGAGAAUAGUUUGCUGACGACGUGGUGGCCGCAGUCGCUGACGAAGCCGCUGCUGGGCCCCACCGACGCCCAGAACACCGUACGGAAAGUGGCGCUCCUCAACCGGAGCUUCAUCCACGAGAUUCUCAAGCCGGAGAAUCUCAAGCACUACGUCCCCGUCAUGGAUUCCUUGGCCAAGGAACAUAUCGCGCAGGAGUGGGCCCCCUUCGGAGAAGUCAAGGAGUUGGCCAAGUUAAGAGAAGUCAAGGUUUAUGAUCUCUCCAAAUCAUACACUUUCGCGCUGGCGUGCAAGUUGUUCUUGAGCAUUGAGGGCCACGACGAGGUUAAAAGGUUGUCGGACCCUUUCAUCCUCGUCACCUCCGGCAUGUUCAGCCUGCCGCUAAACCUCCCCGGCACCGCCUACAACCGCGCCAUGAAAGGCGGCAACAUGAUGCGCCGUCAGCUCCUGCACGUGAUUAAGGAGAGGAAGGCGGAGGCGAUGAGUUCGGCCGGUAAGGCGGCGGACGAGGGGCGAGACUUGUUGGCCCGCCUCCUUAGCGCCACCGAUGAGGAGGGACAACAUAUGAACGAGGAAGAGAUUUGUAAUAAUCUUGUCGGACUUCUCAUUGCCAGCUAUGAUACUACCAGCGCCGCCAUAACCUUUGUAUUGAAGUAUCUUGCUGAACUUCCCCAUAUUUAUGACCAAGUCUACAAAGAACAAAUGGAGAUUGCCAAGUCGAAGGGACCAAAUGAGAGAUUGAGUUGGGAAGACAUUCAAAAGAUGAAAUAUUCAUGGAAUGUAGCAUGUGAAGCACUAAGGCUAUUCCCACCAGGGCAAGGUGCCUUUAGAGAGGCUGUCACUGAUUUUACCUAUGCUGGAUUUACUAUUCCAAAGGGAUGGAAGACGUUUUGGUGUGUGUAUUCAACACACAAGAACCCCAAAUAUUUCUCCGAACCAGAGAAGUUUGAUCCGUCGAGGUUCGAGGGAAGUGGUCCGGCACCCUUCACCUUUGUGCCGUUUGGGGGCGGGCCGAGAAUGUGUCCCGGAAAAGAGUAUGCCCGCCUAGAAGUACUUGUGUUCAUGCACAACGUUGUCACCAACUUCAAAAUGGAAAAAUUGGUGCCGAACGAGAAGAUUGUCUAUCAUGCAUCGCCGGUUCCGGUCAACGGCCUUCCCGUCAGACUUAUACCCCAUCACAAUUAACUUUUUGAUGCACCGCAACAUAUAUAUAUAUAUAUAUAUAUAUAUA
Molecule: messenger RNA, 1580 nt
Organism: Ipomoea triloba (trilobed morning glory)
Lineage: Eukaryota; Viridiplantae; Streptophyta; Magnoliopsida; Solanales; Convolvulaceae
Product: beta-amyrin 28-monooxygenase-like
Exons: 4
Coding region: 68-1534 (488 amino acids)
Biological process (GO): sterol metabolic process
Molecular function (GO): heme binding; oxidoreductase activity, acting on paired donors, with incorporation or reduction of molecular oxygen; iron ion binding
Source: RefSeq, a predicted model, not a curated record